UCGCGGCCGCGGUGUCGUGCGGCGUUGCCUCAGCGGUGAUGCUAAUCACCGGGACGGUGCACCCUCCCGGCGGUGCUUCGGCCGUCAUCGCUGCCACUGUGCCCGUCUUCACGGAGAUGGGGUGGUUCUUCGUCGGGCUCGUCAUGUACGGGUGCACGCUGAUGCUAGCAGUUGCCUUAGUGCUGAAUAACAUCCAGAGGCAGUUUCCCCUGUAUUGGUGGACGCCGCUGGAUCUGCGCAAGGCCAAGGCGAAGGACGUGGAGACUUGGCCUGAUGCGAAAGGUGCUCUUGAACAGAGGAGGAAAAACGAGGACGAUGAUGAUGAGACGGUUGAGGGAAGUGAGGAUGGUCGGACGGAGAUUGGGGAGAAGCAAGGGGAGAUUAGCAUCUCGGCGUGUGGGGUCUUGGUUCCAAAGGACUUGUCGCUAAAUCAGGAGGAGACGAGAUUGCUAGAGAGCUUGCGGGACAGGUUAAGGAAGAGAAGGCAAGGGGAUGGAGGGGAAAGUGAGAGGAGUCUGGAGAUGGUGCAGAGUCGGGGCGCUGCGAGCGAUGGUAGUGAGUCGACUCUGGGGCCUUAGGGAGGGAAGGUGCUCCUGGUGAUUGUUGAGGUUUCCUUGUUUUAGCGUUUACGGCCUUUGGGAUGCUGUGCUUCCAUCUCUUUUCUUUUAAUUUUUACGAACCCCGUGGGGAUCGAGUCCGAUAUAUGGCUGCUGGCUGCUGCUGGGCUUAUCUGUAUCCACGAUGCCCGCGGAGAAUGGUUGUUUCCGGGGUUGGGGGACGAUAUGGUCAACGACCAAGGCAGAAGAACAAAAAGUAAUUCAUGGCCAAAGGAAAGAAUAAUUCGAAUGCAUAUUUUUCGAGUGUCGUAUCAAUUCUAUGAAGCAAUGAACGUGAGUCCUG
Molecule: messenger RNA, 900 nt
Organism: Aaosphaeria arxii CBS 175.79
Lineage: Eukaryota; Fungi; Ascomycota; Dothideomycetes; Pleosporales
Exons: 1
Coding region: 39-578 (179 amino acids)
Source: RefSeq, a predicted model, not a curated record